This is a messenger RNA of Carassius carassius (crucian carp), 1844 nucleotides long. RefSeq names its product galactosylceramide sulfotransferase-like. Bases 339 to 1622 code for a protein of 427 amino acids. Gene Ontology annotation, biological process: galactosylceramide biosynthetic process; myelination. Gene Ontology annotation, molecular function: galactosylceramide sulfotransferase activity. The record is from RefSeq and is a predicted model, not a curated record. The transcript has 4 exons. NCBI's taxonomy places the organism in Eukaryota, Metazoa, Chordata, Actinopteri, Cypriniformes, Cyprinidae. Gene Ontology annotation, cellular component: membrane.
UCUCUCCUAUUUAGUUUUACUGUCUUUCUGUCUCCGUAUUUCUCAUCCUGGCGUCACCUUCCUCUUUCUUUCUGCCCUCGACCUUCUCCUGUACUCUCAUUCACAAAUGCAAAAAGACACAGAAGUGCAGGUCCCCAGGCGGCUGGUCUUGCGUCACAGAGAGCUCAAACCGAGCCUGCAGUUUAGCCAGCUCAGCUCUACAUCGUGCAGACGAAGGAGGAGGAGGACAGGAGAGGCGGGGGCUUCAAAAUCAUCAGAUUUCUCAGAGUCUCUGUUUUCAUCAAGCUGUGACAGGGAUACAUGAUUUGGGUUUUCUUCCAGGGUCUAACCAGGCAGCUAUGAUGGGUGGAAAGCCAGUCAGGCAGUGGAGGUCCAUCUGUAAGGGACUGAUCCUGGGCGCUCUCCUGACCAUCUGCAUGAUUCUUUUGUACUGCCUGUCAGCCUCAGAGGUCCAGUUUGGCCUGCAGGAGGUCCCAGUGCCUUACUCAUGUGCUCAUCGCCCCUCUGCUGCCCACUCCUCAACAAUCUCUAACAGCUCCCAUAAUGCCUCUGGGCAGCGAAUCUGCACUCCAAAAGUGGACAUCAUGUUCAUGAAAACCCAUAAAACAGCUAGUAGUACUUUCCUCAACAUUCUCUUUCGCUUUGGUGAAAAACACCACCUCAAAUUUGCCUUCCCCAACAGCCGCAAUGACUUCUUUUACCCGUCCCCUUUUCAUCGCUCACAAGUGAAGGACUACAGGCCCGGAAUGUGUUUCAACAUCAUCUGUAAUCACAUGCGUUUCAAUGCUGCUGAGGUGGCCAAAGUGCUUCCAGCCGACACCUCGUACAUCACAAUCCUCCGGGAUCCGGCAGAUCUCGCAGAGUCCUCGUUUCAUUAUUUUGGACGCAUUGUGCCUCUCACUUGGAGGCUUUCUGGAGAUGAUAAGAUGAGAGAAUUCCUGACGGAUCCAAAGCUUUACUACGACCCAGAGGGAUUCAAUUCGUUCUAUCUCAAAAACUUGCUUUUCUUUGACUUUGGACAGGAUAGUAACUUAAAUCUAGAUGACCCAAAGGUGGACGAGGCCAUUGAAGCAAUCUCCAAGCAUUUCCAUUUGGUAAUGCUAGUGGAGUAUUUCGAAGAGUCGCUCAUCUUGCUCAAGGAUGCGCUCUGCUGGGACAUGGAGGACUUGCUCUUCUUCAAACUCAAUGCCCGGAAAGGUUCAACUGUUUCUAAACUGACUCCAGAGCUCAGGGCCAAAGCACUGGAGUGGAACGCCAUCGAUUGGAAGCUUUACCAGUAUUUCAACACCACCUUCUGGCAUAAAGUGGAUGCUUACGGCCAUGAGCGCAUGGCGAGAGAUAUAGCAGAGCUGCAGCGCAGAAAUGCAGAAAUGGCUUCCAUUUGCAUUGAAGGAGGCCAUGCUGUUGAUGCAGGAAGCAUCUCAGAGACUUCCAUGCAGCCAUGGCAACCCAUCGGUGAGAAGUCGAUUAUGGGAUACAAUCUGAAAAAGAAUGUUGACAAAGCACACCAGAAACUCUGCAGGAAGAUGCUCACGCCAGAGCUGCAGUAUCUCACCGAUAUGGGUGUCAACCUGUGGAUAACAAGACUGUGGGGUCACAUCAGAGAGAUCCUUCACUGGUAGCUCAGAAGAAAUGUUUUGCUAAGGUGAAAGGUCAGCACUGACUUUAUGGAAGCUUUUUUCCGCCUCAUAACAAAAUAUUAAAAUGCAAUUGUGACUUUUAUCUCACAACUCUACCUUUUUAUGUCUCACAAAUCAGACAUUUUUCUCGGAUUGUUUUGUUCCUCAAUUCAGACUCUUUCACAAUUCAGAUUUGCAAAUUCAUAUAUCACAAUUCAGUGUAUA